This is a messenger RNA of Drosophila takahashii, 3215 nucleotides long. RefSeq names its product Shaw-like (gene Shawl). Gene Ontology annotation, biological process: potassium ion transmembrane transport; protein homooligomerization. Gene Ontology annotation, cellular component: postsynaptic membrane; axon terminus; voltage-gated potassium channel complex. The record is from RefSeq and is a predicted model, not a curated record. Gene Ontology annotation, molecular function: delayed rectifier potassium channel activity; protein binding. NCBI's taxonomy places the organism in Eukaryota, Metazoa, Arthropoda, Insecta, Diptera, Drosophilidae.
UUUGUUCGAUUUGCUGGCGGGCCAUCAAGGAAUUGGUUUGGCAUGCGGCUGCUGUUGCCACAACUGUUGCAUGCAACAUGGAUGGCGAAAAUCGGAUUAUACUCAAUGUGGGCGGAAUAAGAUAUGAAACCUACAAGGCCACGCUCAAGAAAAUCCCCGCAACACGUCUCUCCCGACUGACUGAAGCCCUGGCCAACUACGAUCCGGUACUCAAUGAAUACUUUUUCGAUCGCCACCCCGGGGUCUUCACCCAAAUCCUCAACUAUUACAGAACUGGAAAACUGCACUAUCCAACUGACGUGUGUGGCCCGCUUUUCGAGGAGGAGCUGGAAUUCUGGGGACUUGACUCUAACCAGGUAGAACCUUGCUGUUGGUCAACCUAUAGCAUACAUCGCGAUACGCAAAACACCUUAGCCAUAUUAGAUAAGCUAGAUAUUGAAAAUGAGAAGCCCACGGAGGAGCAGAUAGCUCGUCUAUUUGGCUUUGAGGAGGCACUGAGCAACGGCGAGCUUAACUGCUGGCAGCGUAUUAAACCCAAGAUCUGGGCCAUGUUCGAUGAGCCCUCCAGCUCCACGGGUGCCAAGAUCGUUGCUGGCAUGUCGGUUUUCUUUAUAUUUGUUUCUGUGAUAUCAUUCUGCCUGAAGACCCACCCCGGCUUUCGCGUGGACCUGCCCUCGGGCCACGACGAUGCCCACGGACCGGGGGCGGGCGGACCUCCGCACGGACACGAUCCCAUGGGCGAACCGCCGCAGACUCAUCAGUACCAUCAGCACAGUAUCACGCCGCCCAGCGGCAGCAUCGGACCCACCUUUCGUGUCACGAACUACACGAGCUACAGCAGCGGCAACUUCACCGCCCCCGGCCAGGCCACGCCCAUUGCCACCAUCAAGGGCGGCCAGCGGCAGCGACUGAAACGAAAUAUCAACGGGAGCAGCCUGAACGAGUUUAUCGAGCAGAAGAUAUUGGGUCACAAUGGGAGGAGAAAGCACGGAUGGAUCGAGACAUAUGGCCAGCCCCAUGAGGCCUUCUUCUACGUGGAGCUGGUGUGCAACGUCUGGUUCUUCAUCGAAGUCCUCAUCAGACUAAUUGUCUCCCCUAAUCUGUGGCAGUUCAUCAAGUCGCCCGUGAAUAUCAUUGACUUUACGGCCACCUUGAGCUUCUACACGGACGUAAUGCAGCGCAUGGGCGAAUAUACGGGUCUCCUGGAGGCCUUUUCCAUUGUGCGGAUAAUGCGGCUGUUCAAGCUGACUCGCCACUCGCCGGGCCUAAGGAUCCUCAUCCACACGUUCAAGGCUUCGGCCAAGGAGCUUACUCUGCUGGUAUUCUUCCUUGUCCUGGGCAUUGUCUUCUUCGCCAGUCUGGCUUAUUAUGCGGAGAAGUUGCAGGACAAUCCGGACAACCAGUUCAAGAGCAUCCCCUUGGGGCUGUGGUGGGCGAUUGUGACCAUGACCACCGUGGGAUACGGCGAUGUGGCGCCCAAGACCUAUCCGGGCAUGUUUGUGGGCGCCCUGUGUGCUCUGGCCGGUGUGCUGACUAUCGCCCUCCCCGUUCCCGUCAUCGUUAGUAACUUCUCCAUGUUCUACUCGCACACUCAGGCCCGCUCCAAGCUGCCCAAGAAGCGACGACGAGUCCUGCCCGUGGAGCAGCCGCGUCGCAAGAGGGAGCCAACUGCUCCGCAUCGCGGCAGGACGAACGCCAUUAAACAGACGCCGCCCACUGGGCCGGGAUUGCUGGCCGGGGGCGUUGGUCCAGCGGGAUCGGGAGGGGCGGGACUCGGUGGCCAUGCGGUGGGCCACCCUCACCCCGCUGCCGGGGCGCCAAUGUUCAAGGAUGCGUUCGGCGGUGCCAAAAUCGGCACCGUGAACGUGAACGGCGUCAAUGUCAUUGGCCUGCAUCCUGGGCAAAGGAUAAUGACGACGACUGCGACGUCGACGACGGCUACGAUGGCGAAUGUGGCUGAUUCGACGCCGAUGUCGGCAAUGACCUACCAAGUGCCUAUGCCCCAGCCACCGCCCGCCGCCCACCACAGUCAUGGCCACGCCCAUGCCCAUGCCCACGCCCACUCCCAUGGCCUUGGCCCCGCGUCGGCGGCGGCGAUGACGUCACCGGCAUCGCUCACUGGCUCAGCUGCUUCGGCAGCCGUUGCCACAGCCGCCGCAGCCGCCCCCGCCGGCCCCUCCUUCAUCAGUUCGGACUACUUGAGCGUGCCGGCGGUGCAGAGCCUUCAGCCGCGGGCGGCGACGACUGGCCACGACUUCAUGCUGCCGCUCCAGCCGAAACUUCUGGGCCCCCUGGAACGCAAGGAUCAGCAUCCGCUGCAGCUGACCGCCCACAAUUUGGCCUCGGAUACGCACCAGCUGAUGUAUUCGGGCCACGCCCACCCCACCCACAAGACGGCGGUGGGCGGUGGGGCAACUGUGCUGAAUGUACCGCCCACAUUGAGCAUGACGCACAGCCAAAUGCCACCCGGCAUGGCCAGCAUGGGUCAGCGAACCCCCAAUCUGAGUUUCAGGGCCGCCCACGGAGGAGCCAGCUCCCAGGUGGGCACGAUACAGCAGCCCAUCCCCCAAGCCCACGCCCAUGCCUGCCACGCCGCCACGAACUGCAACAUCAAGAUCUCGGUGGCCUCCGCCGGCGUCCCGAUGGGCUGCCCGGAUGAGUUCCGGGCCCCCAAGGUGACGCUGCUCGACGAUCUCAGCGACGAGGUGAAUUCCUCGACGGACGAGUGCGGGGACUGCUGCCUGGUGGAGGACAGCGAUACCUACGAGGGAGCCACCAUCAACAAUGGCCAGAGUGGCCAGGAGAACGGAACGGAGGCCAUCGGACUGGACGAUGGUCUGCUGGACAACGAAGAGGAGGACGAGGACGGCGAGGGUAGCGGGGUGGGCGGGGACACCGGCGAUAGUCUCGGGGGGAUCUACAUAGGUCCCAGGCAUUGAUUGCCAGACAUUAACUGGGAUUUUCCCCAUUGAAACAACGGACUUGCCAACUUCUGACAGUACUGCCCAAAAAUGCUCCAAUGCUGCAACUCGGUGAAAGUAAGAAAAAAUGCUUAAAAUCUUUAAGAAAGUGUAGUCUAUGUGUAAUGUGAAUGAAUCGUUAAGUUUACUCUAAACCUAAAGCUGAAGGGAACUUUAUCUGGUUAGGCAGCCGCACAAAGUCUUAAAUGAGAAGUGUAUCUUUAGGUGUUUGAAGACCAAGGUCAAUCAUACUCA